Molecule: messenger RNA, 2367 nt
Organism: Penicillium nucicola
Lineage: Eukaryota; Fungi; Ascomycota; Eurotiomycetes; Eurotiales; Aspergillaceae
Gene: optB
Product: small oligopeptide transporter, OPT family
Exons: 2
Coding region: 1-2367 (788 amino acids)
Biological process (GO): transmembrane transport
Molecular function (GO): oligopeptide transmembrane transporter activity
Source: RefSeq, a predicted model, not a curated record
AUGGAGAAGGACGAGUCUAUCGCCAUUACCACCGGCGCCAUGGUCGACGAGACCGCGCCGGAUGAGGCUCUCAAGCAGUUGCGCAACCUGAAGAACCACCACCAUUGGGAUCCUAACAUGCCUGAGGAUGUCGUUGACGAGCUGGACGAGGCGCUGAACACUACCGAUGAAAAGACUCAGAUCAGCAUUGCACACGAGCUCAUCGACAACUCGCCUUAUCCUGAGGUUCGUGCUGCUGUCCCGAACGUGGAUGAGGGCGGUGCUGUUAACACCCUUCGCGCCUGGGUGAUUGGUCUAAUCUUUGCGACUAUUGGUUCAUCCCUGAACAUGCUGUUCUCCAUGCGUCAGCCCUACAUCGUCAUUCCCUCUUACAUCGCUCAAGUUGCCGCCUAUCCCGUUGGAAAGGCCUGGGAGAAGUUCAUGCCUAACAAGACCUUCCGCGUCUUUGGCAAAGAAUUGAGCUUAAACCCAGGUACCUUUUCCAAGAAGGAACAUGCGAUUGUGGUGAUCAUGGCUAACGCCACGUUCGGUGGUGGCGCCGCCUACGCAACGGAUGUCCUUUUGGCUCAGCGCGCGUUCUAUGGUCAGCGCUUUGGCUGGGGCUUCGAGAUCUUGAUGUGUAUCUCCACCCAAAUGCUAGGCUUCGGUAUGGCCGGAUUCUUCACCAAGUUCCUGGUCCAACCUGCCGCCAUGAUCUGGCCCUCCACUCUCAUCAACACUGCUCUUUUCUCGGCGCUGCACGAUCACUCCCUUCCCGAUCCUAGCAAGGUCUCUGGUUGGAAGCUUGGUCGGUAUCGUAUGUUCUUGUACGCUAUGAUCGGAUCCUUUGUCUGGUAUUGGUUCCCCGGCUUCAUCGCUCCCUUCUUGAGCGUUUUCGCCUGGGUAACUUGGAUCAAGCCAAAUAACGUUGUCAUUAACCAGCUCUUUGGUGGUGCCACCGGUCUUUCGCUUAUUCCCAUGACUUUUGAUUGGACCCAGGUCUCCGGCUUUAACUUUAGUCCUCUGAUCGCCCCCUGGUAUGCGAUGGCCAAUACCAUGAUUGGUAUGGUUCUUUUCUUCUGGAUCGUCACUCCGGCCAUUCACUAUUCUGGUCUGUUCUAUUUCAAGUACCUGCCGAUCAGUGAUUCUAGCAGUUACGAUAAUACCGCCAAUGCCUACAACGUCAGCAAAAUUCUCACUCCUCAAUUUACCUUCGAUGCCGUCAAAUACAAGGAAUACUCCCCUCUCUUCUUGUCGACCACUUUUAUGCUGGCAUAUGGCCUUUCGUUCGCCAGUAUCGUCGCUGUUGUUGUCCACACAGGUCUGUUCCACGGACCUGAUAUCUGGGCUCGCUUCCGCAUGGUUGGCAAAGAAGACGAGGAUGUUCACGGUCGCCUCAUGGCUAAAUACAAGACCGUCCCAAUCUGGUGGUAUCUCGCUUUGUUCCUUAUCAUGAUGGGAAUUGGUCUGGGAGUCGUUCUUGGAUAUCCAACUCACCUAAGCUGGUGGGCCUUCUUCAUCGCCCUGAUCAUCUCCGCUGUUUGGUUCAUUCCUCUGGGCAUUGUCAAGGCUUCUACCAAUAUCGAUCUUGGCCUCAACGUCAUUACUGAGUUUAUCAUCGGAUACAUGCAGCCUGGAAAGCCCAUGGCUAUGAUGCUGUUCAAGACCUACGGCUACAUCACCAUGUACCAGGGAAUGUACUUCACCCAGGAUUUGAAAAUUGGCCACUACAUGAAGAUUCCCCCUCGUGUGACUUUCAGUGCGCAGAUGGUCGCCGGUGUCUGGUCUUCUCUCGUGCAGAUCGCCACCAUGAACUGGGCCCUCGGCACAAUCAAGGACGUCUGCGACAAGAAACAGGUCAAUCACUACACUUGUCCCAACGGCCGUGUGUUCUUCAACGCCUCCGUCAUCUGGGGUGUCAUCGGUCCCUCCCGCAUGUUCUCUACCGGCCAACUCUACUCUCCUCUCAUGUUCUUCUUCCUCGCCGGUCUCAUUCUCCCAAUCGUCAUCUACUUCCUCGCCCGUACCUUCCCUCGUACCCCUAUCAAGUACCUCAAUGCCCCCAUCAUCUUCGGUGGUGCUGGUUUGAUCCCUCCUGCCACCCCCCUCAACUACCUGUCCUGGGGUAUCGUCGGCUUCAUCUUCAACAAGUACAUUCGUGACCGCUGGCGCGGGUGGUGGAUGCAGUACAACUACGUCCUCUCUGCCGGUCUGGAUGUCGGUCUGGCGCUUUGCACCAUUCUGAUCUUCCUGACUCUCAAUCUCACCGGCACUUCCUUCCCUGACUGGUGGGGAACUCGCAUCGCGGCUGAUACCAUGGAUAUGGCGGAUACCGCUAUCCAGAUUCCGCUCGCUGAGGGCGAGAAGUUCGGACCUUCCACUUGGUAA